AUUGUAGAGUAGAGUGGGCACCACCAAUCUUUCCCUUCUCAUAAUAAUAUUUUGGUUUAGAUAAUUUGGUCGUAGUUUAGAACGAUGAAUUUUUGCUUGGUCAGCGAUUUCGUCGGUGUGUGUAUGUAAUUCAUAAUGGAAGUCUGCAAUUGUAUUGAACCGCAAUGGCCGGCGGAUGAAUUGUUAAUGAAAUAUCAAUACAUAUCGGAUUUCUUCAUAGCGAUUGCGUAUUUUUCUAUUCCUCUUGAGUUGAUAUACUUUGUGAAGAAAUCCGCGGUGUUUCCUUAUAGAUGGGUACUUGUUCAGUUUGGUGCUUUUAUUGUUCUUUGUGGGGCGACUCAUCUUAUUAACUUAUGGACUUUCACUACGCAUUCGAGAACCGUUGCGCUUGUUAUGACUACUGCGAAAGUGUUAACUGCUGUUGUGUCGUGUGCUACUGCGUUGAUGCUUGUUCAUAUUAUUCCUGAUUUGUUGAGUGUUAAGACUCGGGAGCUGUUCUUGAAAAAUAAGGCUGCGGAGCUUGAUAGAGAAAUGGGAUUGAUUCGAACUCAGGAAGAAACGGGACGGCAUGUUAGAAUGUUGACACAUGAGAUUAGAAGCACGUUAGAUAGACACACUAUUUUAAAGACUACACUUGUUGAGCUUGGUAGGACAUUAGCUUUGGAGGAGUGUGCAUUGUGGAUGCCUACUAGGACUGGGUUAGAGCUACAGCUUUCUUAUACACUUCGUCACCAACAUCCCGUGGAGUAUACGGUUCCCAUUCAAUUACCGGUGAUCAACCAAGUGUUUGGUACUAGUAGGGCUGUGAAAAUAUCUCCUAAUUCCCCUGUGGCUAGGUUGAGACCUGUUUCUGGGAAAUAUAUGCUUGGGGAGGUGGUCGCUGUGAGGGUUCCGCUUCUCCACCUUUCUAAUUUUCAGAUUAAUGACUGGCCUGAGCUUUCAACAAAGAGAUACGCUCUGAUGGUCUUGAUGCUUCCUUCAGAUAGUGCGAGGCAAUGGCAUGUCCAUGAGUUGGAACUCGUUGAAGUCGUCGCUGAUCAGGUGGCUGUGGCUCUUUCACAUGCUGCAAUCCUAGAAGAGUCAAUGCGAGCUAGGGACCUUCUCAUGGAGCAGAAUGUCGCUCUUGAUCUAGCAAGACGGGAAGCAGAAACAGCAAUCCGAGCCCGCAAUGAUUUCCUGGCAGUUAUGAACCAUGAGAUGCGAACUCCGAUGCAUGCGAUCAUUGCACUCUCUUCCUUACUCCAAGAAACGGAACUAACCCCUGAACAAAGGCUGAUGGUGGAAACAAUACUUAAAAGUAGUAACCUUUUGGCAACUUUGAUGAACGAUGUCUUAGAUCUUUCAAGGUUAGAGGAUGGAAGUCUUCAACUUGAACUCGGAACGUUCAACCUUCAUACAUUAUUUAGAGAGGUCCUCAAUCUGAUAAAGCCUAUAGCGGUUGUUAAGAAAUUACCCAUCACACUAAAUCUUGCACCAGAUUUGCCAGAAUUUGUCGUUGGGGAUGAGAAACGACUAAUGCAGAUAAUUUUGAAUAUAGUUGGUAAUGCUGUGAAAUUCUCCAAACAAGGUAGCAUCUCCGUAGCCGCUCUUGUCACCAAGUCAGACACUCGAGCUGCUGACUUUUUUGUCGUGCCAACUGGGAGUCAUUUUUACUUGAGAGUGAAGGUAAAAGACUCUGGAGCAGGAAUAAAUCCUCAAGACAUUCCAAAGCUUUUCACUAAAUUUGCUCAAACACAAUCUUUAGCGACGAGAAGCUCGGGUGGUAGUGGGCUUGGCCUCGCCAUCUCAAAAAGGUUUGUGAAUCUAAUGGAGGGUAACAUUUGGAUUGAGAGCGAUGGUCUUGGAAAAGGAUGCACGGCUAUCUUUGAUGUUAAACUUGGGAUUUCAGAGCGUUCAAACGAAUCUAAACAGUCGGGCAUACCGAAAGUUCCAGCCAUUCCCCGACAUUCAAGUUUCACUGGACUUAAAGUUCUUGUCAUGGACGAGAACGGGGUAAGUAGAAUGGUGACAAAGGGACUUCUUGUACACCUUGGGUGCGAAGUGACCACAGUAAGUUCAAACGAGGAAUGUCUCCGAGUUGUAUCCCAUGAGCACAAAGUAGUCUUCAUGGACGUGUGCAUGCCCGGGGUUGAAAACUACCAAAUCGCCCUACGUAUACAUGAGAAAUUCACAAAACAACGCCACCAGCGGCCACUACUGGUGGCACUCAGUGGUAACACCGACAAAUCCACAAAAGAGAAAUGCAUGAGCUUCGGUCUAGACGGCGUGUUGCUCAAACCUGUAUCCCUAGACCACAUGAGAGAUGUUCUGUCUGAUCUUCUCGAACGCCGGGUUCUAUACGAGGGCAUGUAAAGGCAUUGCCCCGGCCCCCAGAGGAGUAAUUCCGCUCCCGGCUUUUUCUCCCGUAAAACAUCGGAAGCUGAUGUUCUCUGGUUUUAUGUGUACAUAUCAGAGAUUGUGGGAGCGUUUUGGAUGAUUAUCUUAAAACACAAAGGGAAUAACAAAAUAGAAACUCUAGACCGGUUUGUGCCGUGGCGAUUCCGGUUAAAGAGGAACAAGAUGUUGGUGGUAUAAUCAUACCAUUUCAUAUUAAAUGUUUGACUGAUGU
Molecule: messenger RNA, 2608 nt
Organism: Arabidopsis arenosa
Lineage: Eukaryota; Viridiplantae; Streptophyta; Magnoliopsida; Brassicales; Brassicaceae
Source: the annotation of a GenBank genome assembly